CGUGUUGGAGUUUGUUUGACGAGGAAUGGCAACUUGAUUCGUUUCAACAAAGUCUCCUCGCAUGCUCCGGAGAAAACGCGUAUCUUAAAAUGGUGGACGCUGCAGAGCAUUCCACAGAGGCAGAGCCUCUCAAAGGGGAGGAGACUGUUGUGGGCGUGACCAGUGUGACUGACCCCUCCCCCUUUAAGAAGAGUGACUGUGCAGGCAGACUGGGCAUGUCUCACCUGUCUGGCUGGCGGACUGGAACAUUCCUGCUCUCUCUGUUCCUCUGUCUUACCGUUGUCUUUGCUUUCUCCUUCAUCCUGCCCUGCCCUGUGCGACCCCAAUACCAACGCACCUGGAACCGCACCAUACCAGGAGCAGUAACGUAUGAUUUCCUGGCGGUGGAGGAUGCCACUAAAGAUAAAGUCAGGGACGUUUUCAUUAUCUACAAGAGAUCUGAGGGCAUGGCUAACAAUACCUGUACCAGCGAGGGUCUGUCUGCCCCCUGUCUCUUCCUUUUGGCUGUUGAUGGCACUGAUGGUGAGACCCUAUGGGAACGCCCAUUGAGUGCUGAUUUUGAUUGGGCGGUCUGUGGAGUGGGCGGGCUCAGUGAGACUGGGACAGGCUGCUUGAUUGCCCACAAUGAUAACCUUACUGCUGUGGACACACACACAGGUGUGAUCCUAUGGCAGCAGCUCCGCACUCCUGUUAGGGGCGGUGACCUUCCGUUGGUCCACCUGCCGGACCUGGAUGGAGAUGGGGCAACAGACUUCGCUCUGGUUACACAUAGUCCUUCACAGACGGUUCUGGCAUUUGUGUCUGGGAGAACAGGUGACGUGAUUGGCUCAGAGGUGGUUGUGGAUUCUGGAACCUCACUUGCUCAUCUGCCCUACAUCACAGCCAGUGGAGGGCAGUACCUGCUGCUGCAUAAAGACUCAGGGUUGUAUGCAGUAGGUUUGUGGUGGUUAGCUGGUCAGGCUAAGUCUGGUUUGGAGGUCAAACUAAAGAAAGACAAGAACUGGGAGGAGAGAGCUAGCAGCCGCCCUGGACAUAUUCUCAUCUUCGAGUCUGUGUCUCUGAGGCGAGUUGUGGAGGUCAGGAGGAGUGGGCGGGGCAGUGUCUCGCCCCUGCUGUUACUGACAGACUCCACUAUCACCCUACUGCACGAAAACCUCCUCACUGCAAGCUGGUCAAUGAAUAUCAGCAACUUAUUGAGUGCGCCGGCAUUUGGACACUACAACACAGACGAGGUCCCUGAUUUGGUCAUUGAGGAAGACAUCGGUAAUUCUACAAAACGAGUGGUAAUCCUGGAUGGUCACACAGGCAGUGCAUUAUGGGAGGUCAGACUGCAGUUUACACCACAAACUCCUCGUCCGUCAUCAGUCCUGACCAUUAAUGACUAUUCAGUGUUUAUGCUGUGGGGACAGACUCCUAUACACCCCAAUAAUACAGAUGUUGAAGAGAAGUCUUCAUAUCUGCUGCAUCCUUAUCAUUCCAACCUGCUGCUGGAGAGAAAGAGUCCAUUUCAACACAUCAUCGCCUUUAAAGCUACUCUCCUGGAGCGAAGCCGCCAUGCCUCUUAUCUGGUCUUGACGGGGCAGGAUGGCGGCCAGUCUGAUGGAGUCCUGCCAGUGACGCUGACCAAGCGCAAGAUCAAAGAUGACGUCCCAGAGAGCAGCGUGCUGAGGGUGGGCGGGGCUGGGGGCGUGGUCGUCAGCACAGAUAGUGAAGAGUACAUAAAAGAGAUAUUUUACCGCCUACGCUUUAGUAAUGAACCCCAGUAAAGACUGCACACACACACGCACACACACAUACACACACACACACACACACACACCUGUGCCCGAGACAAUCACAUCAGUAACACAUGAUUAUUUACUUACAUCACUUUCUCCGUACACCUUUACCUGUACCCCAUACCCUAAACACUGUGCCCUAAACACUAUACCCUAAACCAGGGAUGGGCAAAUCCGGUCCUGGAGGGCCAUGGUCCUGCUGCUUUUCUUGU
Molecule: messenger RNA, 1990 nt
Organism: Chanos chanos (milkfish)
Lineage: Eukaryota; Metazoa; Chordata; Actinopteri; Gonorynchiformes; Chanidae
Gene: fam234a
Product: family with sequence similarity 234 member A
Exons: 12
Coding region: 90-1766 (558 amino acids)
Molecular function (GO): protein binding
Source: RefSeq, a predicted model, not a curated record